UGCUGGUGGCCAGAAGGACUGCUUUGAGGAGCAAUUAGCUGAAGGCUGCUGCUGCUGCUGCUGCUACAGGAGAGGAAGCAAGAACAAGAAAAAAGAAAGGAAAGGAAAAAAAGGGGGGGAAGGCUGAUCACGGCGGAGUCUCUCCCUCUCCCAGUAGGCGCUUGCUCACUGCAACUUGCAAAAGGGUUUCAGAUGUCCCAGCACCGCCGCUUGACCCCCUGCAAAUAAAACUUGACCACCAGAUGCAAGUCCCACCUCUCUCCUUCGUAGUCUCUAGCAUUUAGGACCCAGCUUCCAACCUGUUGGCAAACCAGAGAAGAGAAGGGAAAGGACUCGCUUUGCCACUUCCCCCCAUAACUUCUUUUAAAUGUUUGUGUCUUUAAUAUACAGAUACCUAUCUGUUUCUGGAGGAUUCAAGAGUGGGGGGUGAAAACCCCUGCCUUCUGUCUCUGAGAAGAGCUGCUUUCCUGGAAGUCGGUGAGAAGAAAGUGCAGAAGUGAUUAAGGGUGGCGGGCCGUGACACCCCCUCCCCAUUCUUUUUUGCUCCUUUUUAAGUCAGAAUCGACUUGAAGGCAGUCCAUUUCCAUUUUAUUCGGAUUUUUAAAAAAAACAAAACUUUUUUUUCCUGCUGCAAGUGUUGCUGCUCGUUCGCCUGUCAUCUUUCUCUCCCUCCCUGCAGACUUUCCCUGCCUCUCUGUGAGACGGUGCAGGAAAAAAGCGAGGCAGGGGGUGAAAUAGCCUCACGCGCUCCCCAACCACCACCGCCACCACCACCACCAACAACAAACCAGGAGUUGAGUGAUGGGGGGUUGACCAAAAAAAAGAGAGAGAGAGAGAGAGAGAGAGCAAAGGGGAAAAAACUGCAAGCCAACCAACUCUCCGAACUCGCCAAGAAAAUUGUAAGGCGCUAUUUUUGUCUUUGGAGGGUUCGAAGGAUUAAUAAAAAGAAAGGGAAAAAGCCGAAGGAAAAGGAGAGGCGGGAGGUGGGGGGAAGCACCCGCCCCAUCCAAAGUGGAGGAGAGUCACCGUUUGAUCCGGCGCGCUUGGCCCCCUGAGGCAUGGAUGUCGGCGCCCGCCCGCCAGGCCAGAUCACCGCGCCGAGGGCUUUGAGCAGGAGGGCUCCCCAUCAGCUGUCCCCUCGCCUCUCCCCGGGCUUCACCCUUCCAGUAUGUUUCUUUUCAUGAGCCAUCUCCCAGCGCCCAGAGCUUCAGUACAAUGUGCAAAUGGAGACUGAUACAGGGUGCCUCAGCCUAUGCCCACCUGCCUUCCUCCUCCUCCUCCUCCUCCUGCCGGUCUCGCAGCUACUGCUUCCUGCUGCUGCUCCUGAUGUCGUUGUCCCUGGCUGCCCCUGUCCAUGAGCGCGGCCAAGAGAUGCUGCUCCUCAAGGCCACCAACUCUUCCUCCUCCUCCUCCUCCUCCUCCUCUCCGGCCAGUGCGGGGAGACACGUGCGGAGCUACAAUCACCUCCGAGGCGACGUGCGCUGGAGGAAGCUCUACUCCUUCAACAAGUUCUUCCUCCGGAUUGAGAAGAACGGCAACGUCAGCGGCACCAAGAAAGAUAACUGCCCUUACAGCAUAUUGGAGAUAACAUCAGUGGAAAUUGGAGUUGUGGCAGUUAAAUCCAUUAACAGCAACUAUUAUCUUGCCAUGAACAAGAGUGGGAAAGUCUAUGGUUCUAAAGAGUUUAACAAUGACUGUAAACUAAAGGAGAGAAUAGAAGAAAAUGGAUACAAUACAUAUGCAUCGUUCUUUUGGAAAAACAACGGAAGGCAAAUGUUUGUGGCCUUGAAUGGAAGAGGAGCCACAAGGAAAGGACAGAAAACCAGGAGGAAAAAUACAACCGCUCAUUUUCUCCCAAUGGUAGUCGAGCCACAGAUGAAGGGCCUGUUCUAUUGAUAGCAGUUGAACCAAAGAUCAUUUGUCAGGAAUACUUGGUAAUCCUCUUGAAGAGGAAAGGCAGAAACAGUGCAGACGUCUGCUUGAUUGAAAAGAAGAGGGAAGCCUUUGAAGGUUUUGUGCUCUCUGCUGGCACAUGAAGUACUUCUAAUUAGUUCUGUGUCAUAUCUUAUAAUCAAGACACAAGCUGGAUCAAAUAGGAUGGGAGCUCUUUCCUGUGUGAACAAAUUAUUAUUAUUAUUAUUUUAUCUCUGUGAUAGAACUUAAAGGACACAAGACAAUGUAUUGAAUGAUGUUCGGGGAAAGUUAUUUAUGGAAUACUAACUCAUAUCAAAGACCUUCAUUGCUCAUUCAAGCCUAAUGAUCCAAUGAAACAGGCACACAAGCAUUUACUGGAAGCUCGUGGAUCAUAUGCAGCAGUAAAGAAGAUUCUGGAAUGAUCUUGUGAAAGAAAUGAAUAGGAUUAAGAAAUAUAAGGACAUUAGAGUAAAACUGUUCUAACAAAAUAAAUAGUAUGGUUCUCCCCGCCCUUUGUAUGCUAAUGCCAUGCUUUUGUAUUUCUCCCUAAGUUAUUUAUUUAAUAGGAUGUUAAAUAUCUUUCUUCUCUUUUCUUUUUUUGUUUGAAGGAUUUUCUCUGUUGCUUCCUGUUGUGUAAUUGUUCUUUUCCUUCUCUCAGCAUUUUAUACAAGAUUGACCAAGUCAGAUGUCAAAAAGCUCAUACAAGUGUCCAAAAGUGUCCAAAUGGAUAAGGCUUAAAGGAAAAUCUAGGGUUGUGGUUUACGUUUAAUCUUGUUUGUUUGUUUUUCCUCUUGAAACUGGGUUUCUUUUUUAAAUUUUGCACUUAAAACAAUAGGAUCAGAUAUGCAUGGGAACUUCAACAUGACCUGGAUGUUGUUUUGUCAGCAUCGCUGAUUCUCUUUUCCCCCACAGGAGCAAAAUUUCCCAUAAUGUAUCAUCUGAAGAGUCUUGCUGCUAUUUUGAAAUGGGCAGAGUUGAACUGGUACUCAGAUGUGCAUUUAUCUACCAACUUAUUUCAGUUAGACACCUGAUCCCAAAGAUGUUGAAAUUUCAUCAGAGUUAUUCAGCAGGUUCUGUGGAACAGACAGUAAAUGCAUCCAACUGCAUGUUAUGUUGGUUGAAUUAUAUUUUUUCAGACUAAAGCUGAAUUAAGUCUAUGGAGCUGCUAACAUCUGAGGGAGCAAUUUGCCUUGUUCUCCUCCCCCAUCCUGGAAAAAGUAAGACAAAAAAAGAGCCAAAUAUUACCAUCUUGUGACUGCAAUCAAACUCCUUCAGAAUAGCCUUGAUGUAUGUGGUGUUGAAAAUUGCAGCCUCAAUCUGCAUACCUUUCCCUUUCAACAUGGGGCAGUUUCAGAUGUUGCAUAGGAGCUGAGGGAGAAGAAGUGGGAGUGAAUGACUCUGCCAGAGAAUACUGGAUUAGAUGUCAAUUUUCUAUCAGGUGAGUGCAUUGAGCAUCAAAUGUAUGCUCACGCUCCUCACACCCAGGGCUGGCACCAGAGGGCGGCCAGGUUGGGCCCUGGCUGAGGGCCCCUGAAGUGCUCCUCCUUAGGGUGGGAGGGUGGUGCUCCCAUUCUGUGAUCUGCGGCAGCAUCAGGUCCUGCCACAGAUCAUGGAGAGGGAGCUCCACAGGCACCCCCUAAUACAGACAGUGUGAGCUUCAAUAAGCCUGCACGCAUGCCCCACCUACCUCUCCUGUCAGUGUGAAUGCCAUGUGUGCUGUGUGAGUAUGCCUACCAUCACCCAAGAAGCAGGGGCUUCCCUAAGGGGCUGACACCCCCACUGCUAUGUUGGUUGAUGGCAGGCAUGCACACUACAUGCAUAUGUCAUUCACAUGACACAAGAGGUAGGUGGGAUACGCAGGUGGAUAUGUUAGCCCUGCGCCGCCUGUAUCAGGGGGUGUUGGGCUACAGUGCUCCAGGCCCGGGACAGGGUGGUGUCCAAGAGUCCAUUCAUGCCUGGUGUUAGUCCUGCUCACACCCCUUGCUUUAAAAAAUGUGAGGAAUAAUGGUGUACAAUGGCUAAAAGUGUAAGUGGUCAGAUUUUCAUGCAAAAUGGACAAUGGGCCCUACAAACACCUGGAUUUUAUCAACAAGACCCUAAAAUACUGGUCUUCUAACUUGGGUCCCCAGAUGCUGUUGGACUACACCUCCCAUCAUCCUGAGACAUCUUGAUCAAUGGUCAAGGAUAAUUGAAGGUAUAGUCCAUUGACAUCUGGGGAUCAAAGGUUGAAGACCAGCCCCCUAAAAACCAUCAGGAUCUGAUCAGCAAGACCAAUUAGCUGUCUCUUGCUUCUCCUGUGCUGGUUGGGAGAUGUAGGUUUACCUCAAAGACCAGAAGGGCAGGAGCAUUCUAUUGGCUUUAUGCCAUUUUAACUGCAUUUCCUUCUUUGUUUUACUGGAAAGGACCGAUGAGAUAUACAGCACCCCAAGCCAGCUUUACUUUACUCACCAUUCACAUGACAAUGUGAUUAGAGCUAGUGACAGGUCCUGUCUGUCUAACAGACUGGGACCUAACAUGGAAGAACUGCAAAGUUCUUUCUCAACCAUCCUGGAAAAAUGACAACAUCUGGAAACCUCUCCCCCAAAGUGGCUCUGAAUCACUGAUAGCUUAUACAAACAGCAGACCAUGUCACAAAGCUAUUCCUGGACUGUGCCAUUUCAGACUGUUGGGGUGGAGGGUGGGGGUCACAUACAUACAUAAUUUCUCUGUGUACAGAAAUCUAGAUGUCAGGGAGAGAGAUCAUAGUAUAGCAUUCUUCCUGUUGUUGUUUUAAUGUGUAAGGACUUGUUUCAUGGAAGAAUAUUCAGACAUGCAAUUCCCCAUGCAUAGUCUGAGGCAGUACAGUCCGGAAACAGUUUUACAAUUUAAUCUGCUGUCUGUGUAGACUAAGCAUGAGGCUGGAGGGCUUCAAGCUGAUGGGGAUGUUCUAGCUCUGGAUUUCCUGCAUUGAGUAAGGGGCUUGGACUACAUGGCAUACAAGGCUGGGGCCGGUUCUAUGAUUCCAACUCUAUGAUUCCACCUCUGUUACCCAGGAUUUCCUGCAUCGAGCAGGGAGUUGGACUUCAUGGUCUACAUAGUUUUUUUCCAACUCUGCGAUUCCAACUCUAUUAUUUCUCCCAGCUCUAUGAUUCUAAAUAAAGCUGUUUGCCCUCUUGUGGCACAAGUUUUAUAAACCCUCCCUGUCAAAGUGGAUAUUGAUCACACUGACAUUCUUGCCCACUCCAACAGUCUAGAAUAAUCACACUAAAGUGAACAGAUGUACUCUGAAGUAAGUGACUUGAGGAUUGCAACCACUAUUAUUCAUACUUGUAAAUAACUUUCGAGAGCCAACCUAAAGCAACAUCUUCAGUGUUCUUCAUUUAUCACAAUAUAUGCAAUGGCUCUGAAAUACAAUAUUGGGCACAUUUUUUAAACUGAGUGCUCCUAUUUUCACAGCUUACACUGAGUAAAUGCAGUCUUCAGUUAAACAUAAAUAUCAACUUUGUUCAAUCUGAAAAAAAAACUAUAUGAUUUUUUGUUUUACUUUUUUUCUUUAACGUUAGAGAGCUGUGGAUAGUUCAUCAAUAUAACCAUAAUGAGAUUCAUUGUGUUAGAGCAAGUUAAGUAGAAAACUGUACAUCAAGCCAUCAUGUACCACUCUCUUCACAUUGUAUUCCACUAAAUAAAUGAAUAAAUGUGUAUGUCUUCUUUGCAGUAUCUGUAGUGGGAAACAGAAGUAGUCUUAUGAAUAUUUUAAUUGCAUUUAAGGGACUAUAUUGAUGCUGCAACUUUGAUCUUUAUUGUCACAGAAGAAAUCAGUUCAGUUUUUAAUUUUGUUUGGAAAUAUUAUUUGGAUACAGAGAUUUGCAAAUUGUGUCCCUUAAAAAAAUACUAAUGAAUAACCUCUACAAAGGCAAUUUUGGGAUCUGUUAACUUGUCUGAGCUUCACAGGCUGGUGAAGAGGGGGGAAAACUGUAGGCACAAUCCAUCAUAGUACACGGCUGGCUGCUAUUCACCCUACCUUGGCGUAUGUGCACUGCAGCACUUGGGCCAUGUGAUGUUGGUCCUGAGAGGUCUGUCCACAUCUGCACCCAUUAUCCAUCCUUCUCUCAUUUCUGGGUGCAAGUUAACCAAGAUCACUUGGGCAGAAUGUUCUAUUGAGCCCAACACCAACUCUUUUCUACUUGUCCCUGUAUCUGCACUAGCAUGGAAUGUGCCUACAGAUUUCUCCUCAAAUUAUGAAAUGUUCUGGCUAUACAUUCUGACCUUUUUUAAAAAAAAAAUCCCUUAUACAAAAGGGGCACAAUCUACUGCGAAGUUCUUCUUUGCAAGCCCCAGUGAAACAGUAAAGCUAUCAAUGGCUACCAGCCAUGACAGCUGGGCUCUGCAGUAUGCAAUAUGCUUCUGAACAGCAGUUGCUGGAAACCUCAAGAGGGGAGAGUGUUCCUGCACUCCGGUCCUGCUUGAGUGCUUCCCUUGAGCAUCUGGUUGGCCACUGUGAGAACAGGAUGUUGGACUAGAUGGGCCACCGGCUCGAUCCAGCAGGACUCUUGUUAUGUUCACAAGCCCCAGUGAAAGACAUGGAAGUGUGCCCUUUAUUUCAUUGGUGCUUGCCAGGGGGAAAUCCCAGUCUAAUGUGGCCUAAGUCAAGUUGACGGUUCAGAUCAUGGCAUGUGGCUAAUGCAGAAGUAGCCAAUGCGGUGUCCUCCAGAUGUUGCUGGACUACAACUCCCCCCAUUAUCCCUCACCACUGGCCUGCUGGUUGGAACUGAUGAAGUCCAACAACAUCUCAUGGGCACUACAUUGGCUACCCAGGGGCUAGCAUAACGUUAAUUUUGCUUGGGGAAUGACCAAAUUUUUUUAAUUUUGGGGGGGGGGAAAUGUGUCAAACUACCAGCAGUACGGUUUGGGGAUGCUGGGAGAUAAAUAUGGUAACUUGAGACAAAAUAACAGAAUGGUUGUUGUCAUAUGAGGAGAGAGCUUUCCUUGUGUUACAUUUGUUUUUGUUUUGUUUUCAAAGUGAUAAUUGCAUCUGACAGGGCAUGAUGGACCACCCACAACAAAAAUUAAAUGUUUGUUUGGCAAAUAAAGGAUUGGAUGACCACUCUUCUUAGCAUCUAUGGGACAAACGAGGUUCUCAUGUCACAGAACCAUUAACAUUGCUUUGGGGUCUGGAGGAGGGGAGGGGGAUGUGUAAACAUUCAUAAUUAUAGGAUUUCAAAAUGCUUUAAAAAAAACUCCAUGCAAAAAAAGUACAAAAAUGACUGCAGCUUGCAGAGGCCAGGAAACAAAAAAUCAAGCCCCCAUCCCAGCAUGUACAGAGACAGAAUAUGGGGGGGGGGAUGACAGGUUUUUUUAUAGCCUUAUAAACACUUCUUUGUUUUACCCCUCCCACCUCAAAAUCCCUCUGAUGUUUCACCAUUGCAGGAAACAUCCAUAUUUGAUUUUAAUCAUUCUUUCAGUGAAGUUGGGAGACAGUUCUAGGAUGUGCAGAAAGUAAAACUCACUCCCUGACAAAUUGCUAUUCUUUUUGAAAUUCUUUUGGGGUUGCCUUUGAAAAUCCCCUGGUAGUGCUUCACUUGAGGAGCUAUCAAAUUAAUUUUGCUUUAAGUGAAAUUGAGGGGGCUUCUUGAAGUGGAAGCUUGUAGCCAUUUUGUUGGUUCCUGAGGAUUUUAUUUUAAAAAGCUGCCAAAGGCCCUGCUCAUACAGAUGUGCUCUGGUACCCUCUGUAGCAGGACUGUGCUGCACUUGGGUUUCCCAGAGUAAUACCAUUCCACCAGAACACCAGCACAAUCCACAAGGAACUUCUCAUGCACAAUUCUGAUUGAAGUGAUUUUGAGCUCCAGUGUGACUCUCAUUCAUUUCGAAGGGGGUUAUGCCAGAAAAGUUCGCAGGUAGAUGUGCCCUAAGUAUUAUUCUGGCUCCGUCAUAAAUAUGAGACAAAAUAAAACAAGGUUAUUGUGUGGUGUUUUUUAUUAAAAAAAAAGUUGAACAACAUGUACAGUAUAUUUAAAUAAUAAAUAAUA
Molecule: messenger RNA, 7919 nt
Organism: Rhineura floridana
Lineage: Eukaryota; Metazoa; Chordata; Lepidosauria; Squamata; Rhineuridae
Gene: FGF10
Product: fibroblast growth factor 10
Exons: 3
Coding region: 1216-1896 (226 amino acids)
Biological process (GO): wound healing; secretion by lung epithelial cell involved in lung growth; limb development
Cellular component (GO): cytoplasm
Molecular function (GO): growth factor activity; type 2 fibroblast growth factor receptor binding; chemoattractant activity
Source: RefSeq, a predicted model, not a curated record